Messenger RNA from Lolium rigidum, 1937 nucleotides. RefSeq names its product O-glucosyltransferase rumi homolog. Bases 1 to 1647 code for a protein of 548 amino acids. The record is from RefSeq and is a predicted model, not a curated record. The transcript is spliced from 7 exons. Lineage: Eukaryota; Viridiplantae; Streptophyta; Magnoliopsida; Poales; Poaceae.
AUGGCCACGGCUGCCGCGGCCGCGGCGGCCGCCGCCGUCCCGGACGCCCGGCGGUGGGGCAAGGGCGGCGCCUCGUCGCCGGUCACCACCGCCAUCUUCCUCUUCUUCUUCGUCGUCGUCGUCGGCGUCCUCGUCUCCGCACGCUGGAUCACCACCACCACUCAUCUAGCAAUCACCAAUCUGGAUCAGUGGCGCACAAAGCCGUCAAUCCUGACCACGACGCAGACCACCUCCAUCCCGGCCUUCCCCACCGGCCCGGCGCCGCCGCGCCCCGCCUACUCCAUCUCCUGCCCGGCGCCGCCGCUCACCCGCGACCCGGACAUCCCCAGCAACAUCUCCCAGACGCUCACGCUCGCGCUCGCCUCCAACGCCACCUGCGCCGCCGUCCCGGACCCCCCGCCGAUCCCCGCCACCGCCGCCACCAACUCCUCCUGCCCCGCCUACUUCCGCUUCAUCCACGAGGACCUGCACCCAUGGCGCGCCGCGGGGGGCAUCACGCGCGCCAUGCUCGACCGCGCGCGCGCCACCGCCAACUUCCGCCUCGUCGUGCUCCGCGGCCGCGCCUACAUCGAGCGGAUCGCGCCGGCCUUCCAGACGCGCGACCUCUUCACCAUCUGGGGCAUCCUCCAGCUGCUCCGCCGCUACCCGGGCCGCGUACCCGACCUCGACCUCAUGUUCGACUGCGUCGACUGGCCCGUCGUCCGCGCCGACGAGUACCAGGGGGAGAACGCCACCGACCUGCCCCCGCUUUUCCGGUACUGCGGCGACAACGAGACGCUCGACGUCGUCUUCCCGGACUGGUCCUUCUGGGGAUGGGCUGAGAUCAAUAUAAAGCCGUGGGAUGCGCUGCAGAAAGAUUUGGAUGCCGGCAACAGUAAGGUGAGUUGGAUGAAUAGAGAACCUUAUGCGUACUGGAAAGGGAAUCCAGAUGUCGCAGCUAUAAGGCAAGAGCUGGUUAAGUGUAAUGUUUCCAGUGAGCAAGAAUGGAAUGCACGGAUUUACAAACAGGAUUGGAUUAAAGAGAGCAAGGCAGGAUACAAAAAAUCAGAUUUGGCCAGUCAAUGCACCCAUAGGUACAAGAUAUACAUCGAAGGGUCAGCAUGGUCAGUCAGUGAGAAGUAUAUUCUAGCUUGUGAUUCGAUGACGCUGGUGAUUAAACCAAAAUACUAUGAUUUCUUCUCAAGGGUGCUGAUGCCCACUAAGCAUUAUUGGCCAGUUCGAGAUGACAGUAAGUGCAGCUCCAUAAAGCACGCUGUUGACUGGGGAAAUUCUCACAAGAAAAAGGCACAGCAAAUAGGAAAGCAAGCAAGCAAGUUCAUUCAACAAGAACUUAGUAUGGACUAUAUCUACGACUAUAUGUUUCACCUCUUGACUGAAUAUGCUAAGCUCCUAAGAUUCAAGCCAACCAAGCCACCUGAAGCUGUUGAGGUCUGUCCCGAGUCUUUGGCCUGCCAAGCCAUAGGCCGGGAGAGGAAGUUCAUGGAAGACUCCAUGGUGAAGUCUGCGAAUGUUGCAGGGCCCUGCGAUCUGCCUCCUCCCUUCAGCCCCCAGGAAUUCAAAGCAAUGCAGAAGAAGAAAGAAAAGUCAACGAAGCAGGUGGAAAGGUGGGAACAAAUUGCUUUAGAGCCUAAGGAUAGCAAACGUUGAGAGCUCUCUGUUUUCCCCUUCCACGAAGUCAUGAAUAUAAAGUUUAGUAAAUUAUUUAGGAUUCAUGGUUAUACUAAUUUGUAGUAGUGAUAUCAACAUCUUGUUUCAUUGAAUCAAAUAUUCUAAAGUGUAACAUCUAGAAAAGUUAAAGAUGGAUUUAGAUCUCUGAUCCCCUUUCAUUCAUAUCUUGUCAAAGAUUCUUUUUAUUAACCUCAUAUUUCCGUUCAUUAUUUUAGAUAUGGCAAUAUACUCUGUAAGAAUAUUAGGAAUCCUAUUCAAAUUCUGGAAUU